CCCAAUCCCCCCAAUCCAUCUCCUUAGACACCUAUCUUCACCAUCCCAUCACCAUAGAUCAACUCACCAUGUCAAACGAGGAGGCUGAAAAGAAGAUAGCGGUCGAGGGUCAAGAGCCUAUUGAUGAGAUGCCGAAGGAGAAGACGAAAGAGCAAGCGAAUGAUGAAAGCUCCCAAGUCAAGGAUCACGACUUUUAUUUCAACUUUUACUCAUCCCUUCAGAAUCAAGCAAACAUGAUUGGGGACGUGGCACGUACAGGAACUUAUAGGAAAGCUAUCCUUGGUAAUGCAGCGGUGGCGUUUGCUGGAAAGACGGUGCUCGAUGUCGGUGCUGGUUCUGGAAUCUUGUCCUAUAUGUCUGCUCAAGCGGGUGCCAAUCAAGUCAUUGCUCUUGAAGCUUCCUCAAUGGCUGAAAAGAUUGAAAUCAUGGUCAAAGCUGCCAAGAGCGGCCGGACGAACCCACACCUCAAAGACCGUAUACGGAUUGUCCGAGGUAUGGUGGAGAAUAAAAGAGUCCAAGAACAAGUGUUACAGACUGGUAAAGUCGAUACUAUCGUAUCGGAACCUAUCGGCGUGAUGCUUUUGCACGAACGAAUGGUCGAAUCAUUCAUCCUCGCGCGUGAUCUUUUCCUCAAACCUGGAGGUCAGCUCUUACCCUCAGCUGGACAUAUCUUCUUCUGCCCCUUCUCAGACGAAGGUCUUUAUAAUGAAACUGAUCAAAAGGCGCAAUUCUUCAACAACACCCUGUUUGGAACCGACUUUUCUGCAUUAUACGACGCCGCGAGAGAAGAAGUAUUCGCCCAACCCGUCAUCGGCAUGUUCCCACCUACCAGCCUUAUAUCCACCCCUUGUCCUCCUAAAUCUUUCGACUUUUACACCUGCUCCAACGACGAUCUUCUCGAAUUCACCAUCCCCAUUGACUUUAUCGUCUCCCGCACUUCUCUCGUACACGGUCUGGCCUCGUGGUUCGAUCUCGACUUCCAGCCGAGGCCAGCGCCAACGGAGGAAGACGUAAACUGGAAUUUCCCCGUGGCGCCCAAUAGCGCUUGGCAGUGGAUGACGCAGGAGCAGCCGCUGAAUCCUGGUCCCACCCCGCCUCCACCAGCCGACGGGCUCACGGUGACACUUUCAACAGGGCCUAAUGUCCCUCGUACACACUGGCAACAAGCCCGCCUCCUCCUCCCUGAACCCCUCGCAGUCAACAAGGCCGAACGUCUCACCGGCUCCAUCCACUUCAAAGUCAACGAUGCCCGCUCAUACGACCUUGUCUUGGAUCUGCAAGUAAACCGGCCCGGACCGGAAUGGGAUCCGAAUCCGUUGAAAAGGAGGGCAAAGUAUGCGUUGCAGCAGCAGUGUUUCAAUUAUUCGUAUAACCCUGAUGCGAAUAUGGGUACAGUGGGAUUCAAUGGUUUGCCUGCCUAAGAAGGCACCAAACAGGUGGUUCUGAACCUUUGGGGCUUUUUGGCGACAUUCCUGAAAGUAUCUUGGAUUGCUUGUGUUUCUUUUUUUUUCCUUUUUUUUGGUGUAUAUACCAGAUAAAAAUUGUUCCAAUCAACAGCUGGGACAAGAGGAAGGCGAGGGGGAGAGGGAACGA
Messenger RNA from Cryptococcus deneoformans JEC21, 1593 nucleotides. Its product is annotated as protein-arginine N-methyltransferase, putative. The transcript is spliced from 11 exons. Lineage: Eukaryota; Fungi; Basidiomycota; Tremellomycetes; Tremellales; Cryptococcaceae. The coding region runs from base 69 to 1421 and encodes 450 amino acids. The record is from RefSeq and is a predicted model, not a curated record. Gene Ontology annotation, biological process: peptidyl-arginine methylation. Gene Ontology annotation, molecular function: protein-arginine N-methyltransferase activity.